Pogoniulus pusillus (Red-fronted tinkerbird) is the source of this 2688-nucleotide messenger RNA. It is a transcript of the gene GRHL1, whose product is annotated as grainyhead like transcription factor 1. The transcript is spliced from 16 exons. NCBI's taxonomy places the organism in Eukaryota, Metazoa, Chordata, Aves, Piciformes, Lybiidae. Gene Ontology annotation, cellular component: nucleus. Gene Ontology annotation, molecular function: RNA polymerase II cis-regulatory region sequence-specific DNA binding; DNA-binding transcription activator activity, RNA polymerase II-specific. The record is from RefSeq and is a predicted model, not a curated record. The coding region runs from base 154 to 2043 and encodes 629 amino acids. Gene Ontology annotation, biological process: regulation of transcription by RNA polymerase II.
GCUCUCGUCCACCUGCGGGUGCGGAGCCGCCCGAGCGGGCGAGAGAAGCCGACAAAAGCCGUCGGUGCGGCGGCAGCGCUACUCUCUCCGCUCCCCCCGCCGCGCCCUCCCGACCCGCUGGGCCAGUUCUGCCGCCCGCUGUCUCCGCCAGACAUGACACAAGACUACGACAAUAAGAGGCCUGUGCUGGUUCUGCAGAAUGAUUCCCUCUACUCCCAGAGACGUCCUUACACCAGCGAGGAUGAGGCCUGGAAGACCUUCCUGGAGAACCCCUUGACAGCAGCCACCAAGGCCAUGAUGAGCAUCAACGGCGACGAGGACAGCGCCGCCGCCCUGGGCCUGCUCUACGACUACUACAAGGUGCCCCGGGAGCGGAGAUCUUCCAGCGCCAAGCCAGAGGCAGAGCAUCCUGAGCAGGAGCACAGCAAAAGGGGCAGCCUGCCCAGCGUGGCGGAGCCGUCGCUGCUGUCGGCCGGGGACGGGCGGGUGCAGGUGCUGAAGAAUGUGCCCUUCAACAUCGUGCUGCCACACACGCCCCAGGUGGGCAUGGACAAGAGGGGCCACCUCACCACCCCCGACACCACGGUCACCGUCUCCAUCGCCACCAUGCCCACCCACUCCAUCAAGACGGAGACGCAGCCGCACGGCUUCGCGCUGGGGCUGCCGCCCGCCGCGUACCACCCCGAGCCCCCCGAGCGGGUGGUGGUCUUCGACAGGAGCCUCAACCCCGACCAGUUCAGCUCCAGCAGCCAGCCCCAGAGCUCCCAGCGCCGCACCCCAGACUCCACCUUCUCAGAGACUUUCAAGGAGGGCGUGCAAGAGGUGUUCUUCCCGCCGGAGCUGAACCUGCGCAUGCCCAACAUGGGCUCCGAGGAUUAUGUCUUCGACAGCAUUGCUGGGAACAACUUUGAGUACACCCUGGAAGCCUCCAAGUCACUGCGGCAGAAGCCUGGGGACAGCACCAUGACCUACCUGAACAAGGGCCAGUUCUACCCCAUCACCCUCAAGGAGGCCAGCACCACCGAGGGCAUCCACCACCCCAUCAGCAAGGUCCGGAGUGUCAUCAUGGUGGUGUUUGCUGAGGACAAGACCCGUGAGGACCAGCUGAGGCACUGGAAGUACUGGCACUCCAGGCAGCACACUGCCAAGCAGCGCUGCAUUGACAUAGCUGACUACAAGGAGAGCUUCAACACCAUCAGCAACAUCGAGGAGAUUGCCUACAAUGCCAUCUCCUUCACCUGGGACAUCAACGAGGAGGCCAAGGUUUUCAUCUCUGUCAACUGCCUCAGCACAGACUUCUCCUCCCAGAAGGGUGUCAAAGGCCUGCCCCUCAACCUGCAGAUCGACACCUACAGCUACAACAACAGGAGCAACAAACCUGUCCACAGAGCCUACUGCCAGAUCAAGGUCUUCUGUGACAAGGGGGCAGAAAGGAAGAUCCGGGACGAGGAGCGGAAGCAGAGCAAGAGAAAAGGGAAAUGCAGUGACCCCAACUCCCAGCUGAAUGCCUUUUCUGAUGUGAAGGUGCCACUGCUGCCCUCCCACAAGCGCACAGACAUCACCAUCUUCAAGCCCUUCAUGGACCUGGACACCCAGCCAGUGCUCUUCAUCCCUGACGUGCACUUUGCCAACCUGCAGCGCGGUGCCCACGUCCUUCCUGUGGCUUCAGAAGAGCUGGAGGGUGAAAGCUCCAGCUUGAAGAGAGGAGCCUACAUGGGUGAAGAGGACUUCAUUGCUGCUCCAAACAAGCUGGCCAGGGUAGAAGAACCAAAGAGAGUGCUGCUUUACGUCCGGAAGGAGUCGGAGGAGGUUUUUGAUGCGCUGAUGCUGAAGACUCCCUCUCUGAAGGGUCUGAUGGAAGCAAUCUCAGACAAGUAUGAAGUGCCCCUGGACAAGAUAGGCAAGAUCUUCAAGAAGUGCAAAAAAGGGAUCCUGGUGAACAUGGAUGAUAACAUUGUGAAGCACUACUCCAAUGAAGACACCUUCCAGCUGCAGAUUGAGGAGGCUGCAGGAUCUUACAAGCUGACUCUGACUGAGAUCUAAGCUCAGGCAGCCUCUGGGGGUCUCAGGCCAAGGUCUCCAGUGAACCUUUUCCCACGACUUAGGAGGCUGGGCAGAACUCUGAGCACCUUCUUCAGAGGAGAGCCAGGGGCCGCCUCGUUCUGAGGAGCAGAGCAGUGGCCCUGCCUCAUCCCUUUGCCUUUCUGUUCUUCCCAAAGGACAUCCCAGUGCUCAGAGCCUUAUUUGCACUUGGACUGAGCGAGCACAGACCAGCAGUGUGUAAAACAGCAGUAAACACAGGAGGGGACAGCUCCUGGAGGUGGCCUUGUAGGGUGGUGAUCUCUUAUUUAAACCUCUUCAGUACCCACGAGCCCGGCCCCAGCUGACAGCCUUCCACUGGACUGGUUUCUGCUGGGAUUGCUGCAGAGCUGCUGCUGGAUCCUGGCAGGAGCUGAGUGCAGCUUGGAGAGGAGCCUGUGCCGUGUUCACUCGUGGACAGGGCAGGUGGUUGGAGUCCUUUUGCGGCGGCGUGGGGGUGCGGAGCUGCCUUGCUUGUGAAGAAGUGUCCCCGGGAAGGGUGUGAAGCUCUCCUGUGUGUAAGUGCAAUAUGCCUGUCCAGGUCUGUAAAUGUGUACAUAGCACUGAGAGCUCUAAUAUAUACAGACAUGGGGCCACCUCCUCACUAUA